Corylus avellana is the source of this 2381-nucleotide messenger RNA. It is a transcript of the gene TRFL7, whose product is annotated as TRF-like 7. Lineage: Eukaryota; Viridiplantae; Streptophyta; Magnoliopsida; Fagales; Betulaceae. The record is from RefSeq and is a predicted model, not a curated record.
GCUUUUGAAAUCUCAAAGCUUUUGAAAUCUCCCUUUCCAUGGCUAACCCUAACACCAACUAUUGAUUUCUCUCCGAAAUCAGUCGGAAACCUUUUCUUAGUAAAUCCCCAAAUAUAUAGUUUCAAUUGCAUUUUGCUUGUGUUAAUGGACACGGACAUUUGCCGCUGGAUAUCGGAAUCCGUGAUGCGCAACACUGCUGCGCAAGACCACGUGAUAAAGAAACUCCUCCGGGCCCUCCCGGUCUCCGGCGCCGACUCGCGGUUCAAGAAGACGGCGGUGCUCCGAACGAUACAGGCCGAAAUCUCGGACGCCUUGCUGACCGAGACAACGCUGGAUAAUCUGGAAGUAAUGGAGGAACUGGACCGAUACGACGGGGCUGAGAUUUCGGAGGCGUUGAAGGCGGCGUACCGUGCGGUGGCGGUGGAAUGCACGGUGAAGUAUCUGGCAGGGAGUGGCGACCGGCACGGGAAGUACUUUGAGGCCGUGAAGAGGGUGUGGAGGAGGAGGAUUGGCGGUUUGGAGAGGUCGAGGAGGAGCGAGCUGGUGACGGGCGAGUUGAGGCGGUGGGGGGAUGACGUGGAGGCGGCGGUUUGGGACGCGGAGGUGGCGAGGAGGUUGCUGAAGGUGAACACGAGGAACGAGGCUUUAGAGGCGGUAAGGGUUUACUUGGGCGAGGCCUGGGUGCUUAUGGGUCCGACGUUUCUUCAGUCCGCUGCGGCGGUGGCCGAGACCGAUGGUGUCCAGAGGGCCGGUGCCAGUGCAGGUGAUAUGGCUGUGAAGAAUGCGGUGAACCGGUUCGAAGAAGUGGCGGCAAAGAAUACGCCUAAUGUGGGUGAAUUUGCUGUGAAGAAGGUGAACCAUGUUGAAGAGGUGGCGGUGAACACGCCUUGUGUGGGUGCAAUGCACCAGGUUGAAGGAGUGGCGGGGAAUACGCCUUGUGUGGGUGCAAUGCACCAGGUUGAAGAAGUGGCGGGGAAUACGUCUAAUUUGAAUCAGGAAGUGGGUGAAUUGUCCGGGGAGACAGCAAAUCAGGUGGCGUCGAAUACACCGAAUGUGGGUCAGGACGUGGGCGUGAACAGUAGUAGACCUGAGUUGUGCAAAGGAGAGGGAAGGGGAUUGGUAGCUUUGCAGAGUGGAAGCUGGGACUUGAUUGUCAGGGAUAGAGCUGCUGCAGGGAGAGUUGAUGAGAUACAAAAGGGGGCUGAGCUGCCCAGACGCAAGCAUGCUGUGUGGCAUAAGCGCUCUAAAGGAGUUAAGAUUACUGAUACAGAGGAAAUGGUCAUUGACGCAUCAUGUAGCAAAUACGAUUCCCUGCCUACCUCUGAAGUUAAUAAAGUACAAGAAGCUCUUAGAUCCAGUUCUUUGGAGUUGAGAGCAGUGGUGAAGGACCCUCUUCCUGAUGCAUUACGCCUGGCUGACACUGUAAUAUCUAACUUGGCGUCAAAUAAGCAGCAUGAACCUUCCGUAGAAAACCAGGGUGGAAAAGACGUUGAUGCCCCCAACCCAUCUGUUAACACUGGCGGUGAACCUGCACAAACUAAUGACUCUAAUCGUGGAAAUCAGUCCUGCAGUCAUCAGAGCAAUGCUCGUCGACCAAGCUUGAUGGAGCGGAAUAGCACUGCCCAUGCUUAUGAGUGGGAUGAUUCAAUAGAUGACUCACCCGAAGGAAUGACCGAGGAUGCAAGUAGACUUCACCUACCCAGCCGAAGGAGAAAGCUUGUUUCUCCCUUGAAGAAGCAGGAGGUUACAAAGUUUGCCAGAAGGAGACAGAUAAAGAGAUGGAGUUUAUUGGAGGAAGACACUUUGAGGACUGCUGUGCAGAAGUAUGGUAAAGGAAACUGGAAGCUUAUCUUGAAUUGCUUCCGUGAUAUUUUUGAAGAGAGGACAGAGGUUGAUCUAAAGGACAAGUGGAGAAACAUGUCAAGGUACUGACACCUCAAAACAGCCUUCAUCUUUUUUGUAUUUUGCGCCAAAGCUUUAUAUAACUUAGAAGUUUUUUUGGUUCAUCCCUUAACCCUCCAUGUUAAUACCCAAACAUGGGUUAUACAACAUCAAGGAUACCUUACUUAUCAAAAAAAAAAAAAAAUCAAGGAUACCCCCACUUUGCAGUGUUACUUUUUGCAUUUUGCUUGAGAGAGGUAGUCUCUUGCACCUUUUUUUUGUACUUCUCUGUCUAGAUAGAGAUUCUCAGCAGCAUUCUGUCUAAAUUGUUAGCAAUUUGGACAGCUUAUUACUGAAGAUCCGGAUCCUAUAUGUCUACGUUAGCAAGGUUAUACAAAGUUAGGGAUGUGGAUGGAACAUAAAUUAUAUAGUGCUUGGGAUGUGUACAUUAUUUGUAUAUCUUGUUCCCAUGAAUGAAAUGUACGUAUGUUGAUGUAACA